Camelina sativa (false flax) is the source of this 924-nucleotide messenger RNA. RefSeq lists its product as uncharacterized. The record is from RefSeq and is a predicted model, not a curated record. Lineage: Eukaryota; Viridiplantae; Streptophyta; Magnoliopsida; Brassicales; Brassicaceae. Gene Ontology annotation, molecular function: nucleic acid binding.
UAUGAGGCGUCUUUUUAUAAUUUUCUUAAUUUCUCAAUUGCCUCUGGCCGGCGAUUAGCAGAGGCGGUGGUCCGUUCGAAUUCGAUAGAGAGUCCCAAUUUUGAUCUGCUCUUCCUCGGAGACUGCUUGAGUUUCACGUUUCUGGGUUUGAGAUUUGAUAUGGAAGAUUCCUCAGUUUCAACAAGUUCAUGGGGUGCCAAUAUAGGGUUUGAGCAUCUAAAGAAGCAAGGUUGGAAGGAAGGUACUGGUCUAGGAAUCGCUGAACAGGGGAUACUGAUGCCUAUAGACACGCAAGUGAAACAUAAGAAACUUGGACUGAGAGCAGAGAAACUAAAGAUACAAUGGAGGAAUAAAAUUGUAAAGUCUCAGGCUACCAUUCCUCAAAACAGUGAAAAGGUGUCGAACGUUAUGGGUGAGUCCUCUGGAUCAAGCAGUUCAUUGCCUGCUAUCAAUUCUUCCAACAUUGGGUUUCAACUACUAAAGAAGCAUGGCUGGACGGAAGGCACUGGUCUUGGAGUCGCUGAACAGGGCAGAUUGGUGCCUAUACAAGCAGAGCCAAAAAAUAACAAAAGAGGAUUGGGAGCUGAACAACCAGCUAAGAGAAAAGCGGCACAACCUAAGGCUACAGCUUCUGGAGACGGCGAAAAGGAUGAAGGAGACUCAAAGAAGAGCAAGAAACUCUCUAAGAAAAUGCGGAAGAUGAUGGAGCACGAAAAACAUUUACAGGAAAAAGAAUUUGAACGAGCCUUCUUUAGGGAGUUCUGGCCUGAGAAUUUAUAGCUAGUUUUUUCACCUUUAGUUCUUCUUAUUGACUUGGAAUGUUCCAAAAAGCUUUCUGUAAUUACUACAAAUUUAGAGUAACUCUGUUUCUUAUAUUGCAUUGAUCUAUGAGGAAGAAGAAAGAUUAAUCUACCUUUUGACAUU